AUGUUUUUUAACAGAUUCACCAUGAACAUGAAAUCUAUAAACCAAACAAUUGUAUCAGGAUUCAUUCUCCUGGGACUCACAGAUGAUACAGAGCUGCAACUCGUCAUCUUCAGUAUAUUUCUUUCCAUGUACCUUGUCACAAUAAUAGGAAACCUACUGAUCAUUCUGGCUGCCAGAUUUGAUUUCCAUCUCCACACUCCCAUGUACUUCUUUCUUUCUGGUCUUUCCUUUAAUGACAUGUUUUUAGUCACAUGCACAAUUCCAAAGAUGCUGGUAAAUAUACAAACACAAGACCAGAACAUCACUUAUGCAGGAUGCAUGACUCAGGUGUGCUUUGUCUUAAUGUCUGUUGGCAUGGAGAAUUGUCUUCUUGCAGUAAUGGCCUAUGAUCGCUAUGUUGCUAUCUGCCAUCCACUUAGGUAUAGGACCAUUAUGAACCCCUGCCUAUGUACCCUAAUGAUAGCAUUUUCUCUGGUGGGGAGCAUGAUAAACGCCCUGGUGAAUGGUUUGAUGGUAUUACAUCUAUCCUUCUGCACAGAGCUGGUGAUCCCACAUUUCUUCUGUGAAUUUACACAGAUUACUAAACUUGCCUGUUCUAACACUCUUAUUGACAACAUACUUAUAUAUAUUUCAUCUUGCAUAUUUGGUGGUGUGCCCCUCUCUGGCAUUAUUUUGUCUUAUAGUCAAAUUGCAUCCACUGUCUUGAGAAUGUCGUCACCAGAAGGAAGAUAUAAAGCCUUUUCCACCUGUAGGUCUCACCUGUCAGUGGUUUUCUUAUUUUAUGGAACAGGUUUUGGGGUCUACAUUAGCUCAACAGUUACAGAAUCAUCCAGGAAAACUGCUGUAGCUUCAGUGCUGUACUCUGUAGUCCCUCAGAUGAUGAAUCCCUUUAUCUAUAGUCUGAGGAACAGAAAUAUGAAGGAAGCCAUAAAGAAAUUCAUCAGUAGAAUACUAUUCCUCUAA
This is a messenger RNA of Meriones unguiculatus (Mongolian gerbil), 963 nucleotides long. RefSeq names its product olfactory receptor 7G2-like. Gene Ontology annotation, biological process: G protein-coupled receptor signaling pathway. The record is from RefSeq and is a predicted model, not a curated record. The transcript has a single exon. Gene Ontology annotation, molecular function: G protein-coupled receptor activity; olfactory receptor activity. Gene Ontology annotation, cellular component: membrane. Lineage: Eukaryota; Metazoa; Chordata; Mammalia; Rodentia; Muridae. Bases 1 to 963 code for a protein of 320 amino acids.